UCCGGCGCAGGUGCCAGGGGCUGGGUGGCCCACGGGGACUGAGCUCCCCUCUCGCCCCUGGGAGCAGGGGGAGGCAGUGACGGGGGGAGCUGUGGGGUUCCUGUGCUGAGGACGGAAAGGUCCUGCAGUGUCAUGUGCUCCUGCUUCCUCUCACAGACUGGAGCUGCAAAAUGUGGAACCUGGUGACGGGCCAGGAAAUCGCCUCGCUGAAGGGCCACCCCAACAAUGUGGUGUCCAUCAAGUACUGCAACCACUCGGGGCUGGUCUUCACCGUCUCAACCUCCUACAUCAAGGUGUGGGACCUCCGGGACUCAGCCAAGUGUGUCUGCACUCUCACAGACUCGUUGUCCAAAGCCAGUGGUUGAAAAUGGAAAACAAAUCUCUCCAGUGGAAACUGAAUAUACGUAUUCCAACCAUGUGGUGUUUCAAUGUGAUCCUGACUACAUCCUCAGAGGCAGUGAGGGGAUUGUGUGCCGGAGCGAUGGGAUGUGGCACCCUCCAGUACCAUUUUGUGAUAAAUCCUGUGGCCGACCUCCAACUCUCAUGAACGGGCUGCACAAUGGUGGGAUGAAGGAAUAUUUCCCCUAUGAAUCACAAGUGACCUAUAGCUGCGGAGACGGUUUAUCACUGAUUGGAGAGUCCUCCAUUUAUUGCACAUCUGAUGGGGUAAAUAUGAUGUGGAGCGGGCCUGCCCCGCAGUGCAAAGUGGUUCACUGUCCGAGGCCACAGGUUGAAAAUGGAAGAAUGACGACUACAAGACAAGCGUUCACAUACGGUGUCACUGUUCGGUUCUCUUGCAAGGAAGGCUACCUGCUCCAUGGCAGUAGAGUGAGUCAGUGUCAGGAUGACAACGCCUGGAAUCCUCCUGUGCCAAGUUGUCAGCCCGCAAAAGCAAAGCAAUACUGAAGAAUGCACAGGAGCACGUGAGAGUAAAGAGUUUCUCCAUUGUGAUGUGCCUCUGACAGAACUGAGAACCCUGCUGGAACUGAAGAAACUGUAUCUGGAGAUUCAGAAACUGAAGCGGGAGAUUAAAAAAUUGUAAUGACUAGCUGAAAUCUGUGAUCCUCAUUGUGUUAGGAAAGUGAAAGCAAGUAGAGGAACUAGAUUGAACUGAAGGUUUAUUUUCAUACAAGCUUCAGACCCUAUGCAGCUGGAAAUUUACAGCAACAACCUUCAGCUUUGCCAUAAUUGCUGCUUACAUUUAGCUUUUAUGUAUUAUAACACAUACAUUCACAGUGGGUGUAUGGCUCUUCUACUGUUUGAUUUACAUUAACUUUAAGGGCAGUGAUGUGCAUAACUCCCCGUGCACCACUGAAAAUCUAAGGGAUAGCAAAGCAAUCUUCCCUGUCCUCUUGAUUUAAACUCAGCUCAGCAGACUUUCUUCUCAAUCUGACCAGAUCUAGUUUUGAUUGAUACCAGGGUUAUCACCAGAAACAUUUUUAUAUCUAAUCACACUCAAGAGUAGAUGGUAGAAAUGUAACUGUGGAGAAAGAGCCUGCUAAGCCAUUUUCCCACUGCA
Molecule: messenger RNA, 1519 nt
Organism: Mauremys reevesii (Reeves's turtle)
Lineage: Eukaryota; Metazoa; Chordata; Testudines; Geoemydidae
Product: complement receptor type 2-like
Exons: 5
Coding region: 226-906 (226 amino acids)
Biological process (GO): negative regulation of complement activation, classical pathway
Source: RefSeq, a predicted model, not a curated record